Dujonia railenensis is the source of this 4077-nucleotide messenger RNA. NCBI's taxonomy places the organism in Eukaryota, Fungi, Ascomycota, Pichiomycetes, Serinales, Debaryomycetaceae. The record is from the annotation of a GenBank genome assembly.
AUGUCAAACGAGGCUACCAUCGCACUUGAAAAUGGCGCCGUGCUAGUGAAACAAAAAAGGUUGCUUUCGCGAUUUUUCACUGACAAGGUACCACCAAUACCGUUGCCAGAAGAGAGGCUAGAAUACGGCUACAACAAUGCAAAUAUUCUUCUGAAAGUGUUUUUUUGGUGGCUCCACCCAAUCCUUAAGACUGGAUACAUCAGAACCUUAACAAACAUGGAUUUAUUCAAGUUAGCUCCUAAUUUGACUGCAGACGUAAUGGCUGCAAAAUUUAAUGAUUCGCUCUCGCGCAGAGCCAACGGAAACAUCAUAACUAAAAAAAUUAUGGUGCUAUCGUUAAUUGACGUCUUUUUCAAGCAAUACUUCUUAGCAUGUGUGUGUUUACUCUUGUCUUCGGUGUGUUCAACGGUAAAUCCACUUUUAGUCAGGAAUUUGAUUCUUUUCGUGGAAGACCGAGCUGAUAGCGACAACGUGAGUAUGGGAAAGGGUGUUGGGUAUGCUAUUGGUGUUGCCCUUUUGUCAGCGGCAGCUGCAGUCUUCAAUCACCACUUUCUCUAUAGAGCAACUACUACUGGAGCCCAAGCCAGGUCUUUACUUACCAAGGUCAUCUUCGACAAGUCGUGUAAGUUGAGUGCUCGUGCCCGUCAUGACUAUCCUAUCGGUACUUUAACUUCAAUCAUGGGUACUGAUGUUUCUAGAGUUGAUUUUGCAUUGGGUUAUCAGCCGUAUUUCAUCGUAUUUAUUUUCCCAACCGCAAUAGCUAUCGCAUUGUUAGUGAUAAACAUUGGGGUAUCUUCUCUUGUGGGUAUUGGUGUAAUGUUUUUAUUUUUAGUUGCCUUGGGUUUGCUGACAAUAAAAUUGGGGGCUCUUAGACGAUCAGUAUCCCAAUAUACUGAUAAACGUGUGAAUUAUAUAAAAGAAGUGCUAUACAACUUGAAGAUUAUCAAAUACUACUCAUGGGAAGAAUCAUACGUUGAGAAUAUUACCGAAGUACGGAAGUCAGAAAUGAGGUUGGUAUUUAUUAUUCAAACAAUUAGAAAUGCCCUUACAUCUUUAGCGUACUCAUUAAAUGUUAUUUCGUAUAUGGUUGCAUUCUUAGUUUUAUACGCUAUUGAUUCAGGAAGACAUAAUCCAGCUGCAAUAUUCUCAUCAAUCUCCUUAUUCAAUGUGUUGAACCAACAAAUGGUCUAUUUGCCUUUAGUCUUACCAGCAUCUGCUGAUAUGUUGAUUGCAUUGGAUAAAAUUGGUAAGUUUCUUAGUGCUGAAGAAGAUGAGAUCAUACAUGGGAGCAUGCAAACCAAACGAGAAGAUAAUGUUGCUCUUGAAAUAAAAGAUGCCGACUUCGAAUGGGAAAUUUUCGAAGCGACAGAGGAAGGCACUGACGGAGAAGUUCAGUCUGAAAUCGUAGAGGUGAAAUCUAGCAUUGAUGGAAGCAAAGAUGAAAAAGAUGAUGAUUCUUAUAAUACAACUAAAAAUGAGGGCAAAAGUCUUUCACCUUUCAAAUUGGAAAAUUUGAACCUUGAAAUAAAGAGGGGAGAUUUUGUGGUCAUUGUGGGAUCUAUUGGAUCUGGAAAGUCUUCUCUUCUUCAAGCUAUUGCUGGAUUUAUGAAAAGAACCAAAGGAGAAGUGAAUAUUUAUGACUCCUCGCUUUUAUGUGGCCCCAACUGGGUCCAAAGUUGUUCCAUUAGAGAUAAUGUUACAUUUGGUUCUGACUAUGAUGCUGAUUUAUAUAGGGAAGUAAUGGAUGUGUGUUGUUUACAAGAAGACAUGAACCAAUUAACUGCUGGAGAUAUGACAGAAGUCGGUGAAAGAGGUAUCACUCUCUCUGGAGGUCAGAAAGCAAGGUUAAAUUUAGCCAGAGCUAUCUAUAAGCAAAAGAGUAUUAUUCUACUAGAUGAUAUUCUAAGUGCUGUCGAUGCAAAGGUCGGCAAAGAGAUUAUUGAAAAAUGUAUAUUGGGAUUUUUAAGUGAAUCAACGAGAAUCCUAGCCACUCAUCAAUUGUCAUUGAUUGGUUCAGCAGAUAAGCUCAUCUUUAUGGAAAAGAAUGGUAGUUUAAAGUAUGGAACACUUGAAGAAUUGAACGCUUAUCCGAACUUCGUUAACUUCAUGAAGUAUGAUACUUUGAAAAGUAAAAAUACUCAAAAGGAAACUAACGUGGAAGAGAUUGAGUCUGAACUUGACAUUGUUUCCAAACUGAAAGAAGCUUCUUCUUCUGCAAUGGCUACAGGCAAAACGGUCACUGAAGAAGAACGUGCAGUUAAUAGUAUCCUGUUCGAAGUCUAUAAGCAAUUCAUUUCUGCAGGCUCUGGUAUCUUCACGAAAUACGGUAUCAUACCGGUGGUCAUAAUUUUUGUUACUGUGGCCGUGUUUUGCACCAUUUUUACCAACACUUGGCUUUCCUUUUGGACCUCAGAUAAGUUUCCUACCCUUAGCCUGGGGCAGUACAUUGGUAUAUAUGUCAUGUUCACUUGUCUUGCUGUGAUAUUCCUUGCAAUUCAAUUUGGUAUCAUGGCGUACUUUUCUACAACCUCGUCUGAGAUUUUAAACAUCUAUGCAAUCCAAAAGAUUGUGAGGGUGCCAAUGUCAUAUAUGGAUGUGACUCCAAUGGGUAGAAUUUUGAAUAGGUUUACAAAGGAUACCGACGUAUUAGACAAUGAAUUUGGAACUCAAUUGAGACUCUUCGUAUACUCAACAUCAUUGGUGAUAGGUGUAUUCAUCUUAUGUAUAUGUUACCUACCUUGGUUCGCCUUGUCUAUUCCACCUUUUACAGUCAUAUUCUUUUCCAUAGGAAGCUACUAUCUAGCAACUGCGAGAGAAAUCAAAAGGUUAGAAGCUGUUAAAAGAUCAUUCGUAUACAAUAACUUUAACGAAACAUUGCAAGGUAUGGAUGUAAUAAAAGCAUUCAAUUCUGAGCUGCAUUUCAAAGUGAAAAACAGCUAUUUUAUUGACUCCAUGUGUGAGGCAUACUAUAUUACAAUUGCCAAUCAGAGGUGGUUUUGUUUAAAUAUGGACUUGUUAGCAGCUGCUUUCGUUUUGAUAGUUGCAUUAUUGUGUGUUUGUGGUGUUUUUAAUAUCGGCGCUUCAUCAUCCGGUUUAGUCGUGACUUAUGUAUUGCAAGUUGCCUCCUCUCUCACUAUAGUGCUCAGAAGUUAUACAAACAUUGAAAAUGAGAUGAAUUCCGUUGAGAGGGUUCAACAUUAUGCUUUCAAGCUUCCACAAGAGGCUCCGCCUAUAUUGGAAGGUGAUGCUAAACUUCUACAAGCUGGGUGGCCCAAUUCUGGGACUAUUGAAUUUAAAGAUGUUUCCAUGAAAUAUAGACCCGGCUUGCCAUUGGUUUUAAAUAAUGUUGAUAUAAAGAUAAACUCCGGAGAGAAGAUUGGAAUUUGUGGCAGAACGGGAGCUGGUAAAUCUUCCAUUGUUACUGCAUUAUAUCGUAUAUCAGAGAUUGAGGGUGGUCAAAUAUAUAUAGAUGGAGUUGAUAUUUCCCAAUUAGGAUUGAAAACGUUGAGGAGUAAUCUCUCGAUCAUUCCCCAAGAUCCUACCUUAUUUUAUGGAUCCAUUAGGAAAAAUCUUGAUCCAUUUCAGUAUAGUACCGAUGAUAAACUAUGGAAUGCUUUAAGAAGGGUAGGUUUGGUAACGGCUGAAGAGGCUGAGAUCAUGAAAACAUCUCUGCAGACAAAUUCAGAUUCGCUUGAAUUGAAGUUUGGAUUAGACCAAAUAGUAGAAGAUAAUGGCUCCAACUUUUCCUUGGGAGAAAAGCAAUUGAUAGCGUUGGCCAGAGCACUCAUUCGCGAUACUAAGAUACUAGUCUUAGACGAGGCAACUUCAUCUGUGGAUUAUAAAACAGACGCAUUCAUUCAAAAAAUUAUUGCAGCUGAAUUUACAUCAUGUACCGUUUUGAGUAUAGCUCAUAGACUCAAGACGAUCCUAGACUAUGAUAAAAUUCUUGUUCUUGACAAGGGUUCUGUUGCAGAAUAUGAUAACCCAAAGGACUUAUUCUCGAACAAGAAAAGUAUAUUUAGAGACAUGUGUUUAAAAUCUCAUAUUUCAGAAGAGGACUUCCAUAACAAAAGCUAA